AUGAUUCCACAUGAUGUGAUCCUAGGGACCCUUUACCUUUCUCAGACAGGACUUGGGGUGCUGGGGAAUUCCAUCCUCCUCCUUUUCAUCUUCACUAGCCGCAAGUUGAGGCCCACAGAACAAAUCAUGAGCCAGCUGACUUUAGCCAACUUCAUUUUCCUGCUCUCCUGGGGCAUCCCAAUGACAAUAUCUGCAUUUGGGGUGAAAGAUUUCAUGGAUGACACCUGGUGUAAAAUUGAUUUUUACCUUCAGAGAGUCAGCCGGUGUCUUUCUCUCUGUAGCACUUGCCUGCUGAGUGGCUUCCAGGCAAUUGUCAUCAGCCCCGUCAGCUCUCCAAGGGAAGGGGUCAAAGCCAGAGGCCCCAAGUAUGUCAUCUCUUCUUGUAUCUUCUGCUGGCUGUUUAGCCUGCUCCUAGAAGUUGGCACAGCCACUGGCAUUACAGGCCCACAGAGAUGCAACACUAAUUUCAUGCUAACAGUUGACCUCAUUUUCUGUACCUGGAAAGGCCCAAGUAGCAAUUACGGGCUGUCACCCAUCUCCCAAGAUGUAUUCUGUGUGGGACUGAUGAUAUGGAGAAGUGGCUACAAGGUGAUUCCCCUGAGGAAAAACCACCAGCAAGUCCAGCACCUGCACAGGAGCAGCUGCUGUCCCAGAGCCUCCCCAGAGAUCCGGGUCACUGGGUCCAUCCUGCUGGUGGUGAGCACUUUCGUCUCCUUUUACUUUGCCAACGGCAUUUCUGCCAUCUACCAAAACUACUUUCUUUGUCCCAGACUGUGGCUGGUGAAUGUGUCUGCGUUUCUGGUGCCAUGUUUCCCAACCAUCAGUUCCUUCCUCCUGAUCUCUAGGGAUAGUCAAGUGGCCAGGGCCUGUUGUGCUCCCAGAGGCAGGCACAUGCCCUGGCCUCCUGCUUAAUGUUGAGGGUUGAGGAGCCCACCCUUAAGCUUACAUUUAAGGAAGGACCCUUGCUUAACUAUGUCCAGGGAAGACAGUGUCUGAUGGAUCCCCUUCCUUAACCCUGACUCCAUACAGAAACACCAAAACAGGGAUCUGAGGCUGGUGAACACUGCCCAAAACCUUUUAUGAUCUUUAGGGGACAAAGGGCAACUGGGACUCCAAGGGGGCCCAUGACCCUUGUGGAUCCAAGUUCCAGGACUGAAUUUCAGAGGUCACCUCCCUCUGGCGUCCUCCCCACAACAACUUCUUUACCCUCAUGUUCAAUAGUGAAACAGACUGGCUGUCCGCACAUAGCAUCCCAACAUGGCAAAAGCCUCCAACUGGGUCCAGAAGCCUCGUGUCAUCUGGAACCCUCCAGCAAAAUGACAUUGUGGCCUCCCAUUACAGUUCCUACUGCCUACCUGCUUGACCUUGGG
This is a messenger RNA of Vombatus ursinus (common wombat), 1370 nucleotides long. RefSeq names its product vomeronasal type-1 receptor 1-like. The record is from RefSeq and is a predicted model, not a curated record. Gene Ontology annotation, molecular function: pheromone receptor activity. Gene Ontology annotation, biological process: G protein-coupled receptor signaling pathway. Lineage: Eukaryota; Metazoa; Chordata; Mammalia; Diprotodontia; Vombatidae. Gene Ontology annotation, cellular component: membrane.